AUGACUCAGGAUUCCACAUUAAUGGAUAUUGUUGCGGAAUCCGUUGAGGAAGCCCAAGAGGACGAUAAUAAUCCUGAAGCGGAACUUAACGUGGUACAAAACGUAAAUCUGGCUUUUAAUCAGUUGACUGAUUUGGCCCCGUUGGAACGGCUGCACAAUUUGCGUGAAUUGAACGCGGCAAACAAUCGAAUCACCAGAUUUCCCGUCGGACAAUGGCCUUCAGUGACUCAUUUGAAUUUGAACAAUAAUGAAAUUAGUCAAUUGAGUCACGUGUGCAUGCCUCGAUUGUUAGUGUUGUCCCUAAACAACAACCGGAUUCGUCGACUGAAUGAACCCGGUUCAGAGGCUCCCUACUUCACUGCCGAGCAUUUUCCACGAUUGCAUACACUACAAAUCGCUCAAAACAAGCUGUACUUGCUUGACAGCACGCCGAACGACCCGAACGCUCCUCUGACACUGGACAUACAGUUGCCUCAGCUUCGAGCUUUGUUUUUGGGUGGUAAUGCCCUCACUUCGCUCGCUGUGUACAUACGUCAAUUGACUAAAGUGAGUCCACGGGAGCUGUCCGAGGAUCAGAGUCAGUUGGACGAUCAGGAACUGAUCCGGGAAGAGAUUGUCAAGGAACGAGGACGUUCGGCUCUGGGCAUUUUACCCGAAUUGUCUGUGUUGAAUUUGCGCAGUAACGGAAUACGCGAGUUAGAUGGAUUAACCUUAGAAACAGUGCCAAAACUACAAUACUUGAAUUUGAGAGAGAACAUGAUUGAUUCGAUGGAAGAAAUUGAAAAGCUGCAACCACUGAACAGGCUUCAAACGAUGAUACUACUGGAAAACCCCAUAUUUGAAAUGAAGGAUUAUCGACUGGAAAUGCGAGUGGCAGUGCAAAGUCUGCGACGAUUGGACAAAGAGGUGUACACGAGUCAGGAGAACGAAGAAGCGGACUUGCUUGCAGAUCAGCGCAAACAAGAGAGGUCAACAGCGGAGGUGAUCAAUCGUUUGCAUUUUAUGAAUGCUCUUCUCUAUGUCACCCAUGUUAUCGUAACUGACCCCAAAAUUCGCAUGUCUUUACCUCAAAGGUGA
Molecule: messenger RNA, 1077 nt
Organism: Echinostoma caproni
Lineage: Eukaryota; Metazoa; Platyhelminthes; Trematoda; Plagiorchiida; Echinostomatidae
Source: the annotation of a GenBank genome assembly